This is a messenger RNA of Nerophis ophidion (straightnose pipefish), 2056 nucleotides long. It is a transcript of the gene rundc3b, whose product is annotated as RUN domain containing 3b. The coding region runs from base 150 to 1484 and encodes 444 amino acids. The transcript has 11 exons. The record is from RefSeq and is a predicted model, not a curated record. NCBI's taxonomy places the organism in Eukaryota, Metazoa, Chordata, Actinopteri, Syngnathiformes, Syngnathidae.
UCUUCCGGUCCGUCCCCUUCCCAAAAUGUUUCUUAGGAUGACGUAGACAGACUGCGUCGCUCCUUCGUGCGCAGAAAUCAAAGUAAACGGCCUGCCUCCAGAGUUGUGCCAACCACCUCCGGGCGCUGACUCUCCGACUCAGGCCGGGGAUGGCGUCGCUUGGCGCGGGGCAACUUGGAAGCCGCAAGCGGCCGGCAGGCAGGAGCACGGCGGUGGAGAGGAGGAACCUGCUGACCGUUUGCCGGUUUUCCGUAAAGACUCUCCUGGACUGCUCCUGCUUAGAGAGCAUGGAUGACUCUUCGGCAGAGGUAUUAAACUUUGUGUCCAUCCUGGAACAUAUCCUCAACCAUCGACUUAAAGGUCAUACUUCUUGGUUUGGCCACGAGAGUCCUCAGAGUUUCUGGGAUUACGCCAAAGCGGCCUGUGCUAAAGUCCCUCAUAAUUGCAUCCGAAGCAUCGAGAGUAUGGAGAAUGUGCAAUCGUCCAAAGCCAAGGGUCGAGCGUGGAUCCGGGUGGUUCUGAUAGAGAAAAGAUUUUCAGAAUACAUCUCAUCUGCUCUGAAGGACUUAAAAACUACCAGGAGGUUUUACGAGGAAGGAGCGAUCAUGCUGGGAGAGGAGGCGGGCCUUCUAGCGGACACGCUCAUCGCACUCAACACCAUUGACUUCAGCUUCUGUCUGAAGGGAGAGGGUCUGGAUGGCGGGGGCCCCGCAGUGAUUGACUACAUGCCUUACUUAAAGUUUACUCAAAGCACAGACAGCAUCAGCAGCGACGAAGAGGAGAUGCGCACGCUAGGUAGCAGUAGCAGCGAGAACAGCACGCCAGACAAAAUAGCCACAGCCGCCUCCAUCUUUACCGAGCAGAGCAACUUGGUCAGCAAGUGCAAGCGCCUGGAGCAGAAAUAUCGCAUGGCGCUGGAGCAGAAGUCUUACCUUGAAGAGCUGGUUCGUCUGCGUGAGGCUCAGCUAGCCGAGGCCACAACGCAUCACAAAGCCCUUCAGCAGAGCCUGGUGGACACACACCUGUCACACUCGCUGGAGAAAGAACAACUAGAGUUCAUCAUUUUGGAACUGCAGGACCAACUGACAGUGUUGAAGAACAAUGACUUGCGCUCACGACGGGAGCUGACAGCCCACCUCACCAAUCAGUGGCCGUCGUCUGAUGCUUUGGACGCCAGCGCCGUUGCUUUGGACACGCUGCUGGUCAGGAAAAGCGCUGGACAUUGGAAUAACAAGAGCCUCCACAAUGGGCCUGCAGAAAUGAGCCUAUCGCAAAUGACCCUUGAACCGGCACAUCAGUUCACGUUGGAGGCGAAAGCAGCUUGUACACACUGGCCACACCCAGGAAACGAGCCAUCUCUCAGGGGACUGUGCGGCUCUCUGACCUCCGUCAACAGUUUCAGGUCUCUGGCCAGCCUGAGAUCUAACGAGUGUUUGGCCAGUCCCGCUGCAGAGGUCAGCAGCCCGGGUUUCACCCCGACAUGAACAUUCAAUACCCCUCCUAAUGUGGUAUUAUUUCACCUUUCUUUUACGUGCACUUUGACACACGUUUAAUUAGGGGAUUAGUUGUGCUCCACUCACUAUGUUUCUUUUACCUUGAAUCACCAGUUAAUGUGCCAACAAAAACUGCAAAACUUCCAGGGUUUCAGGAUUUGUAUACAAGAAUAUCAUCAUACAGUACCUGCACUGUUCCCUACUUUUAUUGUGUUCUGCGAACAGAUCAUCUUUAGUUCUCAGGUGUAAAUGUUUGUUUUGUGUGUGAUUUUGCUUAACACAGUAUUUAGUUAUCAGGUGGUGACGACUACGAUUGAUUUCUUCUCCUCAUUUUAAUGUGAAGUACUCUCUUUGAUUAAUAUUCCAAUGCCAAUUGACAUGGUGACCGUGAUGAACGUCCUGCUGCAGCUGGUCUGGCCUUCAGGCUACGGAGCUCAACAACUUCACUGCUUGUUGUUAUUGUUAAAAUAAUUUGGCUUUUUAUUUGUCAUUUUGAAUAAAAUUAAAUUGCAAUAAAAUAAGCAAGAUUUUGGACAUUUAAGCACAUAAAAAUUUCAAUAAGC